GGGUGGUGCAGGGCAGAGGUGGUAUAUCCUGUCUGACGGAGGGCGGGCCUCGCCAGUGCCAGCAGAGGGACCAGCCAGGUGCAGGCGCCAGCAGCAGCUGCCGGAAGCCCUCGCGCGGACCACUCACCCUAUGGCCAUAGGGAGCCGCUGAGAGCGAGGAAAGCACGCUCCGCCCGCCCGCUGCACCGCACCUCGCAGCGCCUCUCUGCCGCCCCAGUCCCCGGCCCGCGCGCGCCCCCAGCCACCAUGAACCACUCGCCGCUCAAGACCGCCCUGGCGUACGAAUGCUUCCAGAACCAGGACCACUCCACGCUGGCCCUGCCGUCGGACCAAAAGAUGAAGACAGGCACGUCGGGCAGGCAGCGCGUGCAGGAGCAGGUGAUGAUGACCUUCAAGCGGCAGAAGUCCAAGUCUUCCCAGUCGUCCACCCUGAGCCACUCCAACCGAGGUUCCAUGUAUGAUGGCUUGGCUGACAAUUACAACAACUAUGGGACCACCAGCCGGAGCAGCUACUACUCCAAGUUCCAGGCAGGGAAUGGCUCAUGGGGAUAUCCGAUCUACAACGGGACCCUCAAGCGAGAGCCUGACAACAGGCGCUUCAGCUCCUACAGCCAGAUGGAGAACUGGAGCCGGCACUACCCCCGGGGCAGCUAUAACACCACCGGCGCAGGCAGCGACAUCUGCUUCAUGCAGAAAAUCAAAGCGAGCCGCAGUGAGCCGGACCUCUACUGCGACCCACGGGGCACCCUGCGCAAGGGCACACUGGGCAGCAAGGGCCACAAGACCACCCAGAACCGCUAUAGCUUCUACAGCACCUGCAGUGGUCAGAAGGCAGUCAAGAAAUGCCCAGUGCGCCCACCCUCCUGUGCUUCCAAGCAGGACCCAGUGUGUGUCCCGCCCAUCUCCUGCAACAAGGACAUGUCCUUUGGCCACUCAAGGGCCAGCUCUAA
Messenger RNA from Galeopterus variegatus (Sunda flying lemur), 950 nucleotides. Its product is annotated as plakophilin-1-like. Gene Ontology annotation, cellular component: plasma membrane; adherens junction; cytoplasm. Gene Ontology annotation, molecular function: cadherin binding. Lineage: Eukaryota; Metazoa; Chordata; Mammalia; Dermoptera; Cynocephalidae. Gene Ontology annotation, biological process: cell-cell junction assembly; cell-cell adhesion; intermediate filament bundle assembly. The record is from RefSeq and is a predicted model, not a curated record. The annotation marks the transcript as partial. The transcript has 3 exons.